Molecule: messenger RNA, 1797 nt
Organism: Diaporthe batatas
Lineage: Eukaryota; Fungi; Ascomycota; Sordariomycetes; Diaporthales; Diaporthaceae
Exons: 1
Coding region: 1-1797 (598 amino acids)
Biological process (GO): regulation of DNA-templated transcription
Molecular function (GO): zinc ion binding; DNA-binding transcription factor activity, RNA polymerase II-specific
Source: RefSeq, a predicted model, not a curated record
AUGAGCGAUCGGGCGCCAAAGGUACAGGCCUGCGAUGGCUGUCGGACUCGGAAGGUCAGGUGCAACGGCCGGCAGCCGUGUCCGCAAUGCGAACACUUCAACCUGUCCUGCACGUUCUCACCAAGGAAAGAGCGCACGCAUGGCCGACGUGGUCGCCUGGUCGCUCAGUUGAGAAACGGGGGUAGCGGUAAACAACCGAGGCCUGGCUCAAACUCGGCAUGGCCUCCACUUCGUCCACGCGGCUCAGGCGACGUACAAGAAGAAACAUCCAACAUUUCCUCCAUCCCGACUUCCACACCCCCACCACAACAUAACAGAGAUAUCGGAGACGACUCUGCAAUUGGGUCACAUAUUAAAGGCCAUGGUUUAUAUGCAACAACGGUGAGCAAGGGGGCUUCGUCGCCUGUCACGGCGGACGCAAACUACUCGACGGACUACUUCCAAGCUCUGAUCCCGGACUUCGAAAACUACACCUAUCCAGUGAAUCCAAUAGUCACAUCGGACCAAAUUCGCUGUUCUAUUAGGCACAUGUCAAGCGACGCUACACAUGCGGCUCUUGUCUACAGCUUUGCAGCUGUGACCAUCAACUUGACCAUGACCCAGCAGCAACACACUCAUAAACUAAGCAUCAACUUCAUCAACAGCAACGGGCUCGGGAUGCCAAUCAUGACUUCUGAACGCAUACAUGAUCUGAUGAACCAUGCUAUUCGUGCCAGAGCGCAAGCGACACCGGUCGACGCGUUAUCGGAGAGAAGUGUCUCGGAAGAUCUGAUCGAAAUCCGGAUCGCGACCUGCAUCUUCCUCGAGAUCUGCUGGAUGGCAUUCAAGAAGCCCGAGCAAGCUUUUUUGAUUCUCAGGGAGGCGAUUGCACUGGUUCAACUGCUACAUGUGGACAGAGGGCCUGGGACACUUACAGAAUCCGACUAUGGCCGGCGGCAAAGAAUAUACUGGGAAGCGUACAUACACGAGCGAUUUCUGACCAUAACGAAUUAUUUUCCACCCAUUCUUCGUCCUCUGAGAAAUGCGAAAAGUACAACGGAUCAUUCCAUUCCUAUCAACAUCGACUUAGGCUUCAAACGGUUGAUCAAGCUGUUUCUCAUUCUCGACGAUGAUCUCCUUGCCAGCUGGAUGGCUCAGAACGACAACGCUGCUGACCCACUAAACGACGACAGACUUGAAAAUGGCGGCAUCACAGUCGAUUGGAUUGAACAGAAACAGCAGCAGCUGGACGACGAAGAGGCCGAGGUUGAGGCAGAGCAGCGUUGCCUGCAGGGGACUCCGGCCGCCCUUACGGAACUGCAACUUGCGGAUCUAUUCAUCACGCGCGCGUGGAUGCGGACGAUCGUUUGGCAAAUCGCCAUGUCGGACUUCCUGCUUUGCAGCAAGCCACCAGGCUCGGAGAGACACGAGGCGCUCUCGCUCUUCUUCCCUGCCCAUCGCCUGUCCGCACAGCUGCGCAAGCUGGCGCAUUUUCAGGUGGAGACAAGCAUUGGCAAGCAUGGGAGCGGCAUCUUGCAGAAGAUUUUCGAGAUUGCCAACACUAUCGCCGAUGUUAUGACUUUGUUUCCUGUAGCUGGUGAGGGCCCGGCAGAGAUGAGCAAUGACCGCGCAGAAAGCACGAGGUUUGACCAGAGCCAGUCUUACCAGUGCAUGUCGGACUUUCUGCUCUUGGUCAAGGUCCUGCUGUCGUUCGAGAGAAUAGACAAGACGCAGCGAGAUAUCAUCCUCUCGAAAGUGGAGACUCUCAAAACGAUCUUUCCUGGAGUGGAUUUUGAGAACUCACCCCCAGUUUGGUGA